AUGAGUCGAACAGCUUCAGCCGGUUUCGAUCGUGAUAUAACUAUUUUUUCACCAGAAGGUCGACUUUAUCAAGUUGAAUAUGCUUUUAAAGCAAUCAAUCAAGGUGGUUUAACAACAGUAGCUGUUCGUGGUACAGAUUGUGUUGUUGCCAUAGCUCAAAAAAAGAUUCCAGAUAAAUUACUUGAUCCUUCAUCAGUUACUCAUUUACAUGCCAUUACGCCAACUGUUGGAUGUUUAAUGACUGGAAUGGUUGCCGAUUCUCGAUGGCAAGUACAACGUGCUCGAUAUGAAGCAGCAUCAUGGAAAUAUAAAUAUGGUUAUGAUAUUCCUGCUGAUGCUAUAUGUCGUCGUAUAGCUGAUAUUUCACAAGUUUAUACGCAAGAAGCUGAAAUGAGACCACUUGGAUGCAGUAUGAUUUUACUUGGUAUGGAUGCAGAAAAAGGUCCUAUGUUAUAUAAAACUGAUCCAGCUGGAUAUUUUUGUGGAUUUCGUGCAACAAGUGCUGGUGUAAAACAAACUGAAGCAAAUAAUUUCUUAGAAAAACGUAUUAAGAAAAAAUCAGAUUUAACAUACGAUGAAGCUAUUGAAUUGGCUGUUUCAACAUUAGCUAAUGUACUUUCAACUGAUUUAAAACCAAGUGAAAUUGAAAUUGGUGUUGUCACUAAAGAUAAUGUUAAAUUUCGAGUAUUGGCAGAAAGUGAAGUAGAACAACAUCUAACACCGAUAAUAGCAUUCAAUGCAAUCGCAUCAAGUCCAACGGGACGUGUUUUAUCAAGUCGAAGUGAUCCGUCUAUUCGCGAUCGUUUACCUAAAAUUGAAAUGAAUGCAACAAGUCAUUCAAUUGUAAUGACACUUCAUCCAGCAACAAUUAAUGAUGACACAAUAAAACGUUUUCGUUUACAAUAUGGAAUUAAUUAUCCUUAUCAACAUACAAUUUACAUAAAUAAAAAUCAAACUUCAGUAUUUAUUGAUAAACUUGAACCAAAUCAAAAAUAUAUUUUUUCAUUAAUUGCACUUAAUGAAAAUAAUGAUACAGUGGUUCCGGAACAAUUCUAUGAUUUUCAAAUGCCAUCAGAAGAUGAUGAUCGUCAACCACCAAAAACUCCACUUGAAUUAAAUUUAAUUUCACAUUCAAAAACAUCUGUUGUUCUUCAAUGGACUGAUGUAGAUUUUCCAAAAAAUAUUCGUUUACCAUCAUCACGUCGUUAUAAAAUUCAAAUUAAUGAAUUAAAUUCAAAUCAACAAAUAGUUAAACAACAAGAAAUAUUAACAAAUAAUGAACAAUCAUAUUUAAUUGAAAAUUUAAAACCAUUAACUAAUUAUGAAUUUGCUGUUCGAACACUUGAUGGUGAUCUUGAAAGUGAUUAUUCAAUGGCAAUUGAAUAUUCAAAUGUUAUUUAUCCAAUAAAACAAUUAAAUAUGAUAACAAAUAAUGAUUCAUCAAAAGUUACAUUAACAUGGCAAUUACCUGAUGAUAUAAAUGGUAUUAAAUCAUUUAAUAUUUAUUAUAAUGAACAAGAUGAUAAAGGACAAGAACAAAAAAUAAGUGUACCAGUUGACAUAACACAAGUAACUAUUUCAAAUUUAAAAUCAAAUACAAAAUAUUUAUUUAAAAUUGUUUCUGUUAAUCAAUUUAAUGAUGAAUCAACACCAGAAAUAAGAUUAUAUAAAACACCUUAUACUAUUGAUACCAAUAAUAUAGAAUCAAAUAAAAAUACAAAUCAAAAUUUAUUUGGAUGGCCAUCAAUGGGUUUAUCAAAUAAUUCAUGGCUUCUUAUUUUAAUUGUAUUCAGUAUUAUAUUUUUCUGUAUAUUCUUUUCUGGUAUUCUAAUUUGUUCAAAAUCAAAUUGUUGUUCUUGUUGGUCAGCUAAUAAAAAACAUAUCCAUGAUUCUCCAACACAUAGUCAUCAACGACAAUAUUCUCCCACAAGUAAUACAGCAUCAUCAUCAUUAAUAAAACCAACUGAUUUAUGGGCUGGUGCUGAUUGUUUAUCACCACCAACAGCAACAAUUCGAAAUUCUAAUACUUCUGAAAGACAUUAUGAAACAUCAUCAACGGCUGGUAGUGGAACAUUACAACGAUGUAAUCAUCAUCAUCAUCAUCUUUAUCAUCAUACACAAGAAACACAACCAUUAACAAAUAAUAUUGAAUUAAAUAGUGAUCAACAACGACAUUCAUAUGUACCAUCAAAUGAUGGUUCAAGUUCAAUUGAUGGAAAUACAAGUGGUUUUGCACUAAACGGAAAAUUUAAUACAAGUAUUCGUACAAGACCUAUUGCUGUUGGUGGACAAUUUGAACAACAGACACAAAAGAAAUCUAUGAAAAAUUUACCCAUGGGUACUGCAUUUAUUAUGAAUCAUUCAAAUCUAGUUCAACAACAACAACAACAACAUGUAACUGUUCGACCUAUUCAACAAAAAGCUCAAUAUAUUGUUCGACCUAAUGAACAAUCACACAUGAUUGGAUCAGGUCCAUCAUCACCUGAUUAUCAACAUUCACCAUCAAAUAGUCAUUGUAGUUCAAAUCAUAAUCCAUCAUCAAUUCAAUCGAUUCCUAUAACAGGAACUGGUCUUUAUGAUAAAAUAUCUACUUCAAAUAAUAAUAACAAUAAUAAUAGUGAAAAUUCAGAUAAUCAACGUGCAAUACUUCUUCCAUCAAAACCAAAUUUACGAAGCUUUACUGUACCUGUUGCUCCACCAAUUAUUCCACCACCACCAUCAAUUACAAAUAAACAACAACAAGCUAUCAUUAUACCAACAGCAUCUCAAUAUAAAUCUCCAUUUCGUAGUCCGAAUCGGCCAUUAUUAAAUAAUUAUACAAAAGAAAUUAAAUCAAUAGAUACUGAUGAAAUUGAUAAAAAUCCUGCCGAUGUACUUGAAGAUGUUCGCAAUCAAUUGGGCAAUUUAAUGAAAAAAGAUUUUCAAUGUUAG
Rotaria sp. Silwood1 is the source of this 2931-nucleotide messenger RNA. NCBI's taxonomy places the organism in Eukaryota, Metazoa, Rotifera, Eurotatoria, Philodinida, Philodinidae. The record is from the annotation of a GenBank genome assembly.